This is a messenger RNA of Cercospora beticola, 255 nucleotides long. NCBI's taxonomy places the organism in Eukaryota, Fungi, Ascomycota, Dothideomycetes, Mycosphaerellales, Mycosphaerellaceae. The record is from RefSeq and is a predicted model, not a curated record.
AUGCGCCACCAACCUAUCCACAAGUCGGGCUUGGCUGGUGCAUGCUUGACGGGGCUUGAUUGUUCAGGUUUGCACUCGCUUGACUGUCAAGAUGGAACUCGCGAUCCAACGAAGCCUCAAGUCCAGUAUAUGAGCACAGAAUUGUCGUACGAGAGCUCUUCAAGUCUCUCCCGACUCGAGCGCCGGCCUUUCCUGAUCUCGAAAGCGGCGAUUAGUGCCGAGAGGAGAUCAUCGAAAGUCAUGCCAUCUGGGUAG